Messenger RNA from Schistocerca cancellata (South American locust), 1887 nucleotides. RefSeq lists its product as uncharacterized. Lineage: Eukaryota; Metazoa; Arthropoda; Insecta; Orthoptera; Acrididae. The coding region runs from base 1 to 393 and encodes 130 amino acids. The record is from RefSeq and is a predicted model, not a curated record. The transcript is spliced from 3 exons.
AUGUCUGUAUGCGGUACCGCCAUCUUUGAUCCACACUUGCAACAACAGCUGGUUUCUAUCACUUAUAAAACUAAUGCAAAGGAUUUGCACCUUUAUGAGUCUGUGAAGAAGACAACAACAUUUCUUGCAGAGGCCUGUUUAAAUAUUUUUUUCCCCCCUGUGCCACUUGGUAUACAGUUAUCAGCUAUUGUGGAACUGAAAUUACUUCACCAUAUUGGAGUACCAUACAUAAUAGCAAAAAUCGCACCAGUUCUGGAUGAUAAUGGCUGGAACAUGGCAGAGACCAUUACUGUCGAUUUUGGAGAUAAAGGGAAUGAGGUAGAUGUCUAUCUGGAGAAUACAGCAAUAGUGAUGGUCGAUCAGUGUGGACAAAUGUUUGCAGCGCGAGCCUAAGAAGCUGUAUGUCCAGUACAAGAAGCAAGCAUGCUCUGUUCCUUGGCAGUGUAAGAACUGUAUUGUUGUGAACAAAUGUAUUGAACAAAAGACUCUUACAUUUUCUAAUGAUACAUCUUUCCCCAAAAUUCGUACAAAAUGUCUGAUACCACCUCCUUUUUACAUGCAUCUGGAUAGUUAUCGGACAAUCAGUAAUACCUAAGGUCUUGUAUGUUUGUCUUUAUGUAUAUCAAAUAUACCAUUCUGUCCUAUUUGAUAAAAAACUUGAUAUUUAUUGCAAAGGCAUAAGGAAUGUUCUAGAUCAUGCAUUGUCAUAAUUAUCUGUGGAUGGUUGUCAUUGAUAAAAAUAUGUGCAUAUUAUAAAAUUAAGUAAGUAAACAAGAAAUUGAAGUAAUAAGUCCUUACCAAUUAAUAAGUAGAGACUGGAGAGAUUUUAGCACGAAAAAGCAAUGCUUCUAACUAACAAAAUGGUAAUCUAAAAAUCCAGUAAUAGAAAACAUCUUUAUCUUGAGAAUCAGCUUGAAAGUUAUUACCAAGUCAUGUAAUUUCAUUCGUUAUUUAUUUUUAUGCCUUCCUCAGCAAUUAAUAGUCUUUGCAAAUACAUUUAUACUUAACUUUCCAAUUGUUUACAUCUCACAGUUUUUCAAUUUCAGAAUUUCAGGCCUUAUUUGUAACUUUCUUGUAUGCAGUCGGAUAAAGCACAAGAUUUGUAAUGUGAUUGAAUAUUAGGAACCAAAUCCAAACUGUAAUUAAUUAUGUAACUAUAAUUAUAUGAGAGACAUUAUUGUAAUUAAAGAUGAGAAUGAUUUUCUUAUGGAAAACUAAAUAUAUUGCUAUAAAAGAGUGUUUUUCAAAUAUUGUCUUUUAUACCUUAUUUGGCUGUAACAUCAGUUUCUUUACAUUUUGUAAAUUUUAAUUUUAACAUUGAAAUUGUACAAAUUUAAUAAUGGACUAUUUUGGAAGCUAUUGUUAUAAUUCUAUAUAAAGAAAUGCAGUGAUGCUGCGACAUGUCAGUUUUGAAGUUACUUUUGGAAGUCAAAGAGAUCAUUGAAGUCUGUCUGUGUUUUGUUUAGAUGACGAAUGUGAAGUUCAGAUGUCAAUUAAUGUGAAUAAAUUUUGUUAAGCAUGAAAAUUUCGCAUUCAUUCAUCAAUGGACCAGGCAGAAAAAACUUAAGUUAUGCAACAUUCAACAUGAAUCUUAACAGUUUGACUUUUGGGUAUUGGAUGUGCAAGAAGCAAGAUCUGAUUUUAUAGUGGUUAUUAAACCAAACCCAUUAUAAUUGUAUCUGUUAGUUUCUAAAGGUCCAUGGCAGGCUUGACUCAUGAGAGUUAAAUGCUUGUGUGAAUCUUGUAAAGUUGUUUUAUUGUGGAGAUGAAAAUACAACAGAGUUGAAAAAAAGUAUCCUGAAAGUACAGAAUCAUUUCAAGAGCAGAAAAGAAAUUCCUUUAACCAGCUAGCGUCUUUAGAGAAGAAGAGUUUGUCAAGAUUGACAC